Molecule: messenger RNA, 1600 nt
Organism: Osmia bicornis bicornis
Lineage: Eukaryota; Metazoa; Arthropoda; Insecta; Hymenoptera; Megachilidae
Product: 1,5-anhydro-D-fructose reductase
Exons: 7
Coding region: 220-1284 (354 amino acids)
Cellular component (GO): cytosol
Molecular function (GO): aldose reductase (NADPH) activity
Source: RefSeq, a predicted model, not a curated record
GAGCUUUUUCUAGUUAAAUAUCAAUUAGUAUUACUCGUCAAAACAAUUUAUUUUUUAUCGUCGAUAAGAAAUCGGACAUUGAUAACGCGCUUAAAAAUUUCAUGGCGUUAUGAAAUUCAAGCAAUACUUUUAAUCUUGGCAUAAGCGAAAGAAUCAUUCGCAUCAACACUGUUACGUAAUUGUUAUCUGUCAGGAAUAGUAUGAAUAGAAGGUGCUUCAAUGCUCUGUAACCAGUUGAUAUCCAAGAAUAUUAGCGUUUCAGUGAGGAUCGGAGUGAAAGCACGGAACGUUCAACGAACAAUUUUACCGCCUAUCAGAUUUUUCUUUAAAAAUUUCUUCAAAUUCCAAUCUAAAAUGUCUCCAAUACCUAGUCUUACAUUUUCCAAUGGUCUCAAGAUGCCUGUUUUUGGCCUUGGUACGUACCAGUCAAAAGCGGGGGAGGUAGAGAAAGCCGUGAUGGAAGCUAUAGAUCUUGGAUAUCGUCAUAUAGACACCGCACAUUUUUACCAAAAUGAAAAAGAAAUUGGUCAAGCGGUUCAAGCUAAAAUCAAAGACGGCACCGUGAAAAGGGAGGAUCUUUUCAUUACAACCAAGCUUUGGAACAAUGCCCAUAAAGAAGAUAUGGUUGUUCCAACUUGCAAAAAAUCUUUGGAACUUCUUGGUCUCAGCUACGUGGAUCUCUAUUUAGUUCACUGGCCAUUUGCUUUUAAGGAAGGAGAUGAAUUGUUACCUAAAAAUGAGAAAGGUAUUCCUAUAACAUCAGACACGGACUAUCUUGAAACUUGGAAAGGAAUGGAACAAUGUGUGCAGUUAGGAUUAGCUCGUAGCAUUGGAGUCAGCAAUUUCAGUAUAGAACAAAUCACUCGUUUGCUUCCAGUGGCUAAAGUUCCACCUGUAAACAAUCAGGUCGAAGUUAGUGUGAAUUUAAAUCAAAAGCCAUUGAUUGAAUUCUGUCAGAAGAAUAAUGUCACUGUAACUGGAUACUCACCAUUGGGACAGCCUGGAAACAAAGCCGGUGCACCGAAUUUCCUGGAAAACCCAACAAUUUUAGAACUCGCCAAAAAGCACAAUAAAACACCAGCACAAAUUAGUCUACGAUACGCGGUGCAACACGGAAUCGCCAUUAUCCCGAAAACUGUAACACCCAGUCGAUUGAAGGAAAACAUGGGCAUAUUUGAUUUUUCCUUAUCAACUGAGGAAAUGAACUCUAUAGCAGCACUCGCUACAGGUCAACGCGUUGCACGAUUUAUAGACUUGAAGGACCACAAAUAUUACCCAUUCUAAAAGUGAAAGUUUCAUCGCGAACGGAUGGCAGGAAGCAGCUCAUCAGUUUCGGUGUAAAUUAAAUAGUAAGGCAUAUCCCCUUUGAACUUAUAUAAUCCCACGCUGCAAUUCGGCUCUCGUUUGACCCUUGUCUAUUCAAUUGGAUAUAUUGAACGCCAUGGAAAAUUUCGACGCUUCGUUUUGAAAUGACAUCAUACCAGCCUGCAAACAUAACAAAGCGGACACCGUUGCGAAUCAGGCUAAUUGCAUGUAACCAGUAUUUACAACGAUGACAGAAUGUACAAUUUCUGAGCAAAUAAAAUUGCAUCAAAACGUA